Arachis duranensis is the source of this 478-nucleotide messenger RNA. Its product is annotated as protein NSP-INTERACTING KINASE 3-like. The coding region runs from base 8 to 478 and encodes 156 amino acids. Gene Ontology annotation, molecular function: protein binding. Lineage: Eukaryota; Viridiplantae; Streptophyta; Magnoliopsida; Fabales; Fabaceae. The transcript has 4 exons. The record is from RefSeq and is a predicted model, not a curated record.
AACUUUGAUGGCGAUAAAGAAUGAAUUGAAUGAUCCUCACAAUGUCCUGGAGAAUUGGGAUAGUAAUUCUAUUGAUCCUUGCAGUUGGAGGAUGAUUACUUGUAACCUUGAUGGCUCUGUUUCAGUAUUGUUGCUUCAGAACAAUGCAAUUUCCGAUCAGAUUGCUACAGCAAUUGGAAGCAUAGAAAAGCUUCAGACACUUGAUCUCUCCAAUAACAAUUUUAGUGGUGAGAUACCGAAUUCUUUGGGAGGCCUCAAGAACCUGAAUUAUUUUUUAUAUUUCAAUAAAUGGUGCCUUGUUUUUUUGAGAGAAGGAUAUUAUGUAGAGAAAACUUUCAAACAGACCGCUGAGAUAUUGAAACAGAGAGGGAUGGGAUUAGAGUCACAACUUGAUUCUCUGGAAGUCAUAAUCAAGGACCUUCAAGCAGAGACCAUGUUUUUCGGUCAAACAAUUGCUGAAGCUGCGGUGCAUUUCUAA